UCGCCGAACGAGAGCGGUUGGUUGCUCCGCACGAUCGCGGGAUCGGGCAGGCAACCGUUGGUGCAACGAAACGACGACGGGUCCCUACUCCCCCGGGGCAGCGGGAGGCGUCAGACGGCAACGGAGACUGGGUCGGCCGAAGCUAAGUGCGAAAGACUUGUGUGUCGGGGCUUUCCGGAGACGACUAGUAUCGUUGCGGUAUAGAAGAUUCUCCAGUGUGGAUCACUGCCGCAGAGGGAAGUGAAGGCAUUCCAAAAGUUGGGAACCACAAGGUCAACCAGUGGUCCCGUGUUAUCACCACUGACGGACAAGUGGUCGAUGCUGGGACAGACGGUGGAGGUCAGCACGUCCAGCAGACCAUCAGGCAAAGACAAGUGACGUGAUCUGCACAGGAAGCGGGACAUGGGUCCCCUGGGUCCGGACAGCGGGCUCGUGAGGGACCCCGCUGUGGCGACGUCGCCUCCUCCCGCUGGCGCUUUCGGCUCGCACCAGCGGUGCAAGGCUGCCGCCGCGCGCAGGCUGCCGCCGCUGCACGCCAGUCCCUACUCGGCGGCCGUGGCGCGUCGCAAUGAGCGCGAGCGCAAGCGCGUCCACCUGGUCAACAUGGGAUUCGCGUCUCUGCGAUCCCACCUGCCCGACUGGCCCGUGGCGUCCAAGAAGCUGAGCAAAGUGGAGACGCUGCGCUCAGCCGUCGACUACAUCACGAGGCUCAAGGAGUUGCUUGGAGAAGCCGCCCGGGAGAACCUCAGACCACCGUCGUCCCUGGCGUCCCCGAUGCCCUCGGACCCCGGCCCUAGUCCUAGCCCAGACACGAGCGUCACUGGGCACUGCGGAGCGGGCUCCAGCGAUGCACUUAGCUGUGCGGCGAGGUCGGUGACGCCGAUGAGCCUAGUGGAUGAAUUGGAAGCUUCGAACGACGCCGGUGGAGACGAGACCAAUCAUCACUUUCUGGAACUGGCGCACUGGUUCGGCUACACCUCUUAGUGGGACUGCCGGGGAACCCACCGUUCGAUUGUUUGGGUGCCAUAGACACUCGUUGAAUGUUAAUUGUCUUGAUCGGUUGUGUUCUGCGUUCUUUCAGCACCAGUAUUAACAUUGUUCCAAAAGAGUGACAAAAGUGUGAAGGUGCCACCGGAGGAGGCUACCGUCAAAGGAAUCGAUCUCUAUCGUUGCAGAAGACUCCGAGCCCUGGUUACCGCGCCACAGCACUGGUCGGACCCAACCCUGUUGUUACCGGAAAAGACGUGGGUGCUCACCGGCUCCAUCUUCCUUUCGAACAUCAGAUGCCACUACAAGGAGGCUCCGUGCGCUGUCUGUCGAUACAUCGCACCCUCCUCCAUCGAAAACUGUGUUCAUGAUGCCCCGAACAAGGCGCUAUUGUACGUGUCCCUUAAAUUAUACAUUACGCCAAUCUGUGUGUACCCAGAGCAUCGUUGUGCCGUUGUUUUCUGAAAGCAAAAUGGAAUGUGUUAUACACUCUUUCACAAUUAACCAUUUUACAGUGACGCUCUCACGGUGAAACACACUUUGUCUGUUUGUGUUUAUCGAGACUGUAUCUAGAGGCUUUCAGAUAGCCGUGCGUGUCUCCGGUUACCGUGCAUUUAAAUUCGCGUAACUAUUUAGGUAACUGAUAGUAGGACUUUUCUCCGUAGUGAUGAGACCUCCUUCACGUUAUGUGCCUGCGGUGAAAGCUUGACAUUCAACAGACUAUAUUUUUUAGAAAUGAGAAGGGUCCAACGCCUCUUUUAUUGCUUCGAAUUCUCUACAAUUUUGCCAACGUAUACCAGUGUUAUGUGUGGUUUCUCUCCCACAAUGGACUUCUGAUAUGUUAGGAAGUGAAACACAGUGGUUUCUUACUAGAUGUGAUGACAUUUUUCUGCAUUUUAGGUGCUGAAAAUGAGGGUUAACUUAUUCUGAAUACAGUCCGCAGUUAUUAUUUUAUAUUUUGCAUAUAUUUAGCUUCAGACGACCGGCAAAACCAAUAGAUUUAUGGUCAAGCAAUCCUGUGACCCAUAGGACUUACAUGUUGGUCUGAAUCAUCUCUUGAAUAGGAACGCCGACACCUAACGUCGAGACAGAAUGUAUGUGGUUAGUGUGUUUACUAUUUAUGUUGUGAAGAAUUAAUGCACAGUUGACGUAGAAUACAGCGUAUUAAAAGGCAAUGUGAUUUAGAAAAGAUUUCGCGAACCAAUGGGCCUAUAAGGCAGGUUGGUUCAUCUAACAUGACAGCAGAUGAGUAUUUUUUCUGCAUUGCGUGAAAAUUGUGUUCUGAUAGUUAUAAUUCGCAUUUGGUGCGUUGUAGUGCAGUGCUUAGGAGAAUAUUAUUUGUUAUUGCUUCUACUGUGCAAAAGCAGGCACUUAUCGUUAGUCAAUGUUCUGGAAGUCUUCAUAAUACCUCUGUAGUUUUGUGUAAGCUGCCGGUUUCUUAACGGAUGAACAUUUUCCAUUUCCAUGAAGUAAUUGUGUGUACUUCAAUUCAAACCUUGGGAUCGAAUUCUGCGGUUGGGCAGGCAGUGUGGCCCUAAACUUUGGUCAGCGUUUCGUGUCUUAUCAACCAUGUAUAGUUAGUCAUUCUAAGGGCAUUAUUUUAACGCAGCUCUUUGUUGCGCCGUAGUCAUGAAUGUGGCAACUUAGUUCUGUGGAAGUCGUGCAAAUGUACAAUGAAAAAAGUAGCUAAACGUAGCAUUAUCAAGACAAGGUUGCAAUUAAUGCAUUUCUGAAAGCACUGCUGCAGUUAGUAACGACUACAAGCCUCCACAAGCUGCUUUAGCCUUACUUGGUCUUCAUUUGCUGCACGUGAUCGCCUGGUGUGAUCGUGUUACUGUAAUUGCUCUCUCUCUCUCUCUCUCUCUCUAUUUUUUUUUUUGUAUCUUUUGACCGUUCUCUUCGCCGGCCCCUGGUGAACGGUAGCUAGCCACAUUUUCUGUUCUUGUUAAUCUGCCUGCUUUUCUUAUCUCUUUCGUCUCUUUCUCUCUACAUGGGCGCCGCAAAUCUACGUUCUAUGGUUGUUGAUUUGCGACCGUUUUCUCAGACCAUCUUUCAGGCUCACUGUGUUUAGGUGUACGCGCUCAGCCUCACCGGAGGAAGAAUGCGCCGAUCGUGUUUUAUAUAAGCUCACUGUUGAGCUGCCAGGAAGGAAAUCCUUCGGUUACGACACUGUGUAGCUGCGCGAAGUAAAACUAGUGCGACAAACAAAAACUUCAUUAUUCAAUUUGUCUCCGUAAGUAACUUCGAUAUGAAAUAUACCACUCAGGAAUUUGUUUCGCGCAUUUUGUCAAACUGUGACGUCUUAUUUAAAGUCACGGUUACUAAAAAAAUGCAGCUUGCGUUCGGCGUGGUCUGCGGAGUGCGUAACAUAACGUAAGCUAAAUGACCUGACGUGACCGUGCUACAGGGGCCUGCGCUGCGCGUGCCAAGCCUGCGGGGCCCUUCGCGCCUUGUCCGUGGAAGGCAGUCCAUCUUUACGCAGCCAGUUCAAGCAUCAGCGAAGCGGACACGUUAGCGCACUCACGGGCGGAUGGUUGUGCGCUUGAGCGCCGUCGCACUGUGCGCCCGAGAGGAUAGGAUCUGAAAAACGGACAGGUAAAAAAAUGCAGAAAGGAAACAAAGAGCAUGCACUAAAGUGUGCAUUUAUUGUAAUUUUUUUGGUCUUCUCUCAUGCCAAUCAUGGUCGAUUGAUCUCGUAUGCUCUGCGCGGCUGUCGUGUUCAAGUUCGAUAAUAGUGCCUUGCCAGCACAAGCCGGUAUUGUUAUGAUAUGCUGUCAUGUUACAUAAGCAGUGAUAUCACCACACAUCAGAAUGCAUGAUGACAUAUUGUCAGUACCAUACUACGUUGAAUUACCUCGGCCAAACUUUAUUUCAUGCUCAUUAUGCUGUCGAGGUAUGCUGUGGGAAAACCACGAGGGCAAGUUCACUGCAAUUAAUUGUCAUAUAAAACCUUGCCGGACGCGUUAAGGAGUUCAGGUAGGUGCCUUAUGCUUUGCAGUUAUGUCCGUUAAGGAACAAUGGUGGUUGCUUAGACAAGCUGUUUUUAUCCGCUAAGGAAUUAUUGGCGAAAGACGUGUCCUUUUGAGAAGGACUUUGCGAGUUGAAACAAUAAAAGGUGUCUGAAGAAAAGCCACAGACAACUUCCGUUUAAACAGAUUAGCUACGUCAGUUAUUCUUACAAAGCUGGAUAGUUUAAGUAUAUUUUAGUGCGUAGAUCCAGAAUACCGAUGAUCUUCCAUUAUAUUGAUUAUAUCCAUGGCAAGUACAUGGUAGGUGUCGGUUUCCGACUCCUUGCUUAAACAUACGCAUGAUUGUUUUGUAUACAAUAGAAGAAUCUUUUGCAGAUCUGGCGUACUUGCCCACUUUCAUAAGACAAAAGAACCUAUGCCGGAUGUGCUAGUUUUACCCUGCAUGUCAUACAUAUUUAAAAAUUCGUUUCACGACGAGCAAAGCUAUCUGUAAAAGAGCGUGAGAGUUUCAUUGAACAUUCUCAUAAUUUCCUGGUUUUCUACAAAGCGUCUGUACAAAAUGGCUAAGAUAUUGAGCUGUCUGCUGCACGUUGUUGAGUCACUCCCGUGUUGAGCGACAUGUCUUUGCGUGGUAGACAGGUUUCUCUGUAGUGCUGAGAUAAGGACAGGUACGAGAUGUAAUGAAUCUGAUAAAAUACUCAAAUAAAGGAGCUCAACAGUCAUUCACCUGUGUGGUUCCACUGAGUAAUCAGGUGUAGUUUUCAGACCCCUCUUUGCAAGUAAUGUGUGGUCGCAUUGGCUGCUCCUUUCCUCCAAUAUCUAAAAAAAAAAUCACAGGCUCAAUAUUAGGACUGGUUUUUGCGAUACGAUAUUGCCAGCAGCGUCAGCAGUAUGGCUAAAAACCCGAGCAUUCCUUUUUCAUUGGAUUCACUAACACAAAUUACUAGAAAAAACAAAAGCAAUUUCUUUUUCUGUACGCAUUUCAUGCCCUUUCAAUAACGGAUGCUAACCAGUUUCACGUGGACGUCAAGUUUUCCGCACAGAAUUGGAAGCGAAGCACAUUUGUAGCUACUCACACAGGGGCACCUGAAAUGAAAUAAUUGCCGUCACAGUGUGCUAUCAAAUGCGAACCAACUUGCUAUACUUUUGCAUUCACGUUUCUCGUGUUUGUACGCUGUUCUACAACGCGAAAGUACGCUGCACUUCGCAAAUGCCUGCAUUUAACGGGUGCUGGGUAUUCUUUGAAGAGCAACGUAACCGCGGUGUAGAAUUACAAAUUUGCAUGCCGGAAACAUAGGGCGAGAAAUUACGCAGCAUUGCUCAAAACUUUCAUUACGUUGUUUCCACAUUAAAAUUUUGGCAACCUGAGCAAUAUACAUAGAAGCUCCUUAGAUGAAGCCUCGGAGUAUGUUUUUUUUAUUAAAGUUGUAUAAUGAAAUUUACUUAGAUCUGUAUUCAAAAUUUCCUUUUCAAUUAAGCCUCGUUUAUAGGUUCUGUUUUUAGCAGCCUAUAACCCUUUGACAAAUGCAGCAAGUAUCACCUUCCGCGUGUUUAAUUUGCAUGGUAGCAAAAGUUUAUAUUUUUAUUGUAAUCAGUGUACUUUCGUAUUUCAUUUUUGUUAAAAAACCGUCACAUGCUUUGUGAAAAUUCUUCAUUAUUUGUUUUCGCAAACGAUGUUACUCUUGACGGUCCGAUUAGUAAAAGCAAUGAAGUGUAUUUUUAUACUACAACGACUGGGUUUUCCACAUUGUGUAAAUAUUUCAUGUUUCCAUUCAACUGGAUGUUUGUUCCAAGCGUUGUCGCCACGUACUUGUUUUGAUAAAUGCUUGCUCACCUGAGAUUGUGAAUGGCCAGUAUCAUCUUGUUCUCAAAAUAAUAAAAAAAGUAUUUUUACUGUA
Molecule: messenger RNA, 5854 nt
Organism: Dermacentor andersoni
Lineage: Eukaryota; Metazoa; Arthropoda; Arachnida; Ixodida; Ixodidae
Product: achaete-scute homolog 2-like
Biological process (GO): regulation of transcription by RNA polymerase II; developmental process
Molecular function (GO): RNA polymerase II transcription regulatory region sequence-specific DNA binding; protein dimerization activity; DNA-binding transcription factor activity, RNA polymerase II-specific
Source: RefSeq, a predicted model, not a curated record